Molecule: messenger RNA, 534 nt
Organism: Insectozyma verbasci
Lineage: Eukaryota; Fungi; Ascomycota; Pichiomycetes; Serinales; Debaryomycetaceae
Source: the annotation of a GenBank genome assembly
AUGUUAAAUCUAUUAAUGAAAAAUUAUAAUAUUAAACAAUUGACUAAAAAAUCCGUUUAUUCAAUACUGAAAAAUCAAGAUGAAAGUUUAAUAUUUGUAAAAUCAAAUUCAUACAUGAAUGAAAGUGUUAAAUCAUGGCAAAAGUUUGAAAAAGAUGAAAGAGUAAAAGGGAGUUUAAUAUUGAUCUUAUAUGAUGAUUUUGAAUCAAAUUUAGGAACUGUUAAAUUGUCAAAAUUUAAGAAAAAUGAGUCACAUAAUGGAAUUAAAAAUUUAAUAGCAUCCGAAUUGAAAGAUUUGAAUUGUUAUAAACUAGGAAUUGGUAUUGGUCCUAAACCAAGUAAUGCAACUAGAGAAACGAUGGCAAGCUGGGUAUUAAGUUCAUUUAAUUUAGACCAAAUUAAAUCUAUACAUGAAGAUGUUUUAGAAUUGUUGAUUUUUUAUGUACAAAACAUAGUUGAAAGUGAAGGAAUAACUGAUACUAAUAAGUUUAAUGCAAGAAUGACAAAACUAUGGAUAUCAAGAAAUGAAAAUUGA